UUUAAUUCUUCUUCCGGAGCGUGAAUGAACCACUGGAGGAGAGGCGAGUGGUGCUCCGAUUUGCUAGCGACUUUAGUGUCUCAUUGAACGCUCAGAAGAGAGUCUGUGUGCAUGACAAGCCCAGGACUUAUCUACCAGAGACUUAGUCCGUUUCAAUUUAGCUCGACGAUACUAAUGUUUAUGAUAAUUAGGAUGGCUAAUAUUAUUAUCCGUCUCAGUACCUCGCAUCCAGCAUCGCUCCCAAUUUCCGGUUCCCUGUUUUGGGCCAGUGCCGGACACUCAUGAUUUGGCCGGCGAUUUGUUUGUUGCCCUACGCGAGGGAUGCCCAUGGCGAUAUCCACCCUUUGAGACAGGCAGGCAGGCAGGCAGGCAGACAGGCCCCUCGAGGAUGCAUCUGCCAGGGAGAGAGACAUGGGGACCCUCAGACACACCAAGGAGAAAGGAAAAUUCUGAUCGGAUUCUGUCCGGGGCGUUGGAAUGUGCAACCACCAUGGCUCCCCUCACCCCAGCGCGGUGGCAUGAAUGCUGGCGGCUGGUGGUGGUCAGGUUGGUUCGGUGUGGUUCUGCCCGCUCGUUUCUGCUUUUCUCCUCUCUGUUAUCGAUUCAUCCCCGGUAGCGCCGUGAGCUAAAGUCGCUGGCGGGGGUUGUGACUGGCUACUGGACUGCCGCCUAAAAAACUAGUCGAGCG
Molecule: messenger RNA, 688 nt
Organism: Aspergillus ibericus CBS 121593
Lineage: Eukaryota; Fungi; Ascomycota; Eurotiomycetes; Eurotiales; Aspergillaceae
Exons: 1
Coding region: 282-629 (115 amino acids)
Source: RefSeq, a predicted model, not a curated record